Molecule: messenger RNA, 3341 nt
Organism: Daphnia carinata
Lineage: Eukaryota; Metazoa; Arthropoda; Branchiopoda; Diplostraca; Daphniidae
Exons: 9
Coding region: 430-2919 (829 amino acids)
Biological process (GO): apoptotic process involved in development; engulfment of apoptotic cell; phosphatidylserine exposure on apoptotic cell surface
Cellular component (GO): plasma membrane
Source: RefSeq, a predicted model, not a curated record
GAGAACAGUUUCUUCGACCGAAAUCGUAAAAAAAAAUGUGUCAAUUGGUUCAUCGAAGAAGACGGCAAGUUCACGCUGACAAAAUAAGGUAUCGCGUAGACUACAAGAAUAAUCAUCAAAUUGUUUUUACGAAUCGUUUUCUUCUGAUUGUUGACUAAUUGUUAAAAGAAGCCACAAAAAAUACGCUUCUCGAAGAAAAGUUGUUGCGCUAGAUCGUGUGUGCGUAGGUAGCUUAUCUAUCUAAGUAUGAUCAGUCCAUCAACAUUUCGCUAUUAAUUAUAAAUAGUUGAAGACGAUGCUUUGGUCUGCCAGGACUGCAAUUUCCAACUACCAGUCUUUACCUUUCCUCUUUCCAUUUCCAUUUUUUCUCUUUGGCUGCGCAAUGGACGAUUCAAGUUUAAUAUGGCAACGUUUGGUCUGCGCGUUUGAAUGAUAAGUCAACAUUUUAUUUUCGAAUUUUUACAAGCCGAGCAAAUAGGUAAAAUGAUGGCUAGUAAUAAUCAAAAUCAUGUGCUUGCUCCUGCAAACAAUGCCUCCAAGCCUAAUUCCAGUGUAAAAUAUACUUUGUGUGAUGGUGUUGUUACUAUUUUAUCAUUAGUGCUUUAUGUUGCCGACAUUGUUACAGAUAUUAUUUUGGGUGUUAAAUAUAUAAAUGCUGGAUAUUUCGAAUGGGGAACUUUAACAUUGAUUUUAAGCAUUUUACCAUCCAUUUUAACCCAAUGCAUCAGCCUCCGGUGGCAUCAGGUUGAUCAAACUGCCAUCAGCUUACCCAUGGCAGUUUCACAUAUUUCUCUUCUUGGAAUUGUUCAUAGGUAUGCUGCUAUACUGAAUCUGGGAAUUAGGAAAUCUCCCCAAAAAGAUUUUCAAUCCAAUAAUCAACAAGCUAUGCAGCUUCUAUGUCAUUACCAAAGUGAUGUGUGCUUACUAAGGUUAUUUGAAUCUUUCCUUGAAUCAGCACCUCAACUUCUACUUCAGCUGUAUGUGAUGUAUGAGCUUGAUUCCUGGCACCCUUGGACGGGUAUUUCUGCAGUGGGUUCAUUGUUAUCCUUAGCGUGGGGUAUAGCGUCAUAUGCCCGAACCAUGCGUAAUACGAGAGAAGAUAAAGCGCGAAUUACGUGGAUUGGCUUAGCUUUGCAAGCUGCAUGGCGAACAGGCACCAUGAUUUCGCGUAUGAUCGCGUUGCUUUUGUGCGCUUCUGUAUUGCACUUAUGGUUUCUGCUUGUGAUCGCUAUUCAUUGGGUUGGAAUGACUGUUUGGACCAUUAAACAAAAAACAGAUUUAUGUUCCACAGCAUGGGAAGAGAAGAUAUACAAUGCUAUUGUUGGCGUCAUCUAUUGUUUUUGUUUCUUCAAUAUCAAGGAAGGGCAUUCACGACAACGGGCUAUAGUGUUUUAUACAGUCACGGCCACGGAAAAUGCAGCAUGCCUCGCCAUGUAUCUUCGAUUUUCACAUAAACAUCAAGAUCGUCCUUGGUUUGAAAUAGCCGCUCCUACUCUCAUCAUUAUUGGAUCGAUCUUAGGGCAUACCAGUCAACUUGUAUAUUAUCGUUGGUUUCAUCCUUCGGGCCCCAUCCAAUUUAAUGCAUCCAGUACUGCUCCUGUUGAAGAAACUGUUCGUCCAACUGGAGUUUCCCUGGGUGAACAGCCAAUUCCUAGUUUCAGCCCUGUAUUCAUGUUGAGAACAUUGAAGCACAUGAAUCGUAAAUUCUCAGGUGUUAGUUUGGCUUCAGCUCUGAUCGAGCCUGUUGCAGUGAGCACGAUCAAAGUGGAGCCACCGGGUGCGCUAUUAGAAAAUAACAACCCUCUUCAAGGCAUAUUGCCUUCCGCGAGGAAAACGGAGGUUGUCGCAGAAAUGGAGCUCCCAAAACAUUUAGGCGUCUCUCGAAAUGGAGGAGCGAAAUCUCUCUCUGAUUCAAGAUUGCUGGAAAUUACCAACAGUCCAUCUGAAGCCCGUAUGUUGAAGACGAAAUCAGAGGGCCAACUCCGUAUGGUCAAAUUUUUACAUCCCCAAAAAAUGGUGCCAACCGGUUUAUUGUGUGAUGAGGCAGAUUCUAAAAGUGAAUCCUCAUGUGCGUCGGUUCACGAUUAUGAAAACAUGGUUUUUGUAAAUGUUAAUCGUGCUGAUUGGGGCAUUCGCCAUUGGAAAAGCUAUUCAGAUAUUGAAACAAGUUAUCACGAUAAUAGCGUUUGCAAGGAAAGGGAGCCUCUGGAAUCAUCCGUCAACUCGGCAUCAUCGAACGAUUCAAACCGUAUCUUGCCGUUUGGCAAACUAAAUAUGGAAGAAGCCAUCGCUCAGUUAAAAUCGCUAGCUACCCAUGGGCACAAUGUUUAUCAGCGCCCUGAUGAAAAUACUGCAACCAGGCUUUAUGAGGUCAUUUGGCUCAACGAAACUGAAACCACGGGAUCACUGGUUAACCCAGUAAGAUUGUGUCCAACCAAUGGUCACAACCUUAGCAUCAUUACUGAAUUAAGUGAAAGCAAUUCAACAGCAUCAACUGGAUCUAAAAGCUCACUUGUCCAAACAGUGGAUACAAUUAUGAAUAAGAGCGCAUGUGAUUCUUUGGUUGAAAAUGAGCACCUCACGUAUGUUGAAAUCAGUUUUCUCUCGAAGCUUUCUGAGCCUUCAAUUUCAAUGGAAACAGAGCUUAAUAAUGAACUUCAUGAAUCACCAAAGAAGCGACGAGCACGACGACACUUUUCUAUUAUUCGUGAUAAAUUUGAAGGAAAAUCGAAUCAGCCCAUGAAGAAGUCUAACACGAACUUGAGAGAAAUGAACAAAGAAAAUAUUUCUAUGGUAAAUAGCACGCUUAAGAUUCAAGAUUCCACAAGUCCCAUUCGUCAACCCGUUCUUAAUCCAAAAAAACAAUCGACUUUGUCACCGGAAUCUCGAAUAUUCUCACAAUCAUCGCCAAAAUGCUAGUAUCACUAUGUAGACAUUUCUUCCAAAUCUCAAUGCUGUAGAUACGCUUACUGUAUGCAAAUACGUUCAAUGUACUUCAAAGUUUGCCUGUCUCUGCUUAAUCAGGCAGGCAAACAAGCUUGCUCCUAUACGUCCAUAAUGUCAAUGUUUAGCUUUAAAUAGUUAUUGAUGAUUUUUCAUUUAAAUCUCGAAUUUUGUGUCUAAGAUAUGUCUGUUAGGAAAAUAGCAUUCCAAUAUUUUGUGUGUCAAUGUUUCAUCCUUACGGCCCGACCCUUUUUUAACUAUAUUCAGUUGCCUUACCAUGUACCAAUUCCUUUUCUAUGGAAAAGUUUGUACCGUAAAUGGGCAGAACGCUAAUGAUUAGAUGGGAGAAUAACUGUUCAUAUUUUAGAAUGUACAUAUAACGAGGCAUAAAAUUUUUU